This is a messenger RNA of Kwoniella botswanensis, 663 nucleotides long. RefSeq lists its product as uncharacterized. The record is from RefSeq and is a predicted model, not a curated record. The transcript is spliced from 4 exons. The coding region runs from base 1 to 663 and encodes 220 amino acids. Lineage: Eukaryota; Fungi; Basidiomycota; Tremellomycetes; Tremellales; Cryptococcaceae.
AUGGGUGACAACGGAGACGAUUCCCUCAUCACCGAUCAUGCGAUCCUUCCAGGAGAGCCAUCACCAUUGAAAGCCUCAUCGCUCCAGGUCUACCGUCUUCAUCAAAUCCAAAGCGAGAUCCACACACGCCUUCACGCAUCGACGGUAGCUCCGCCGGCUUUAUGGCUCGAUUCCAUGGUGAACCGACUAGACCAAUGGCGUGCGAUGUGUCCCGAAGGAACAGGGUAUGUCAGCGACCAUUGGCAAGUUGUCCAACAUCAUGCGACGAUGUCCAUGCUUUACCGACCGUCCAGAGCGUCCUCAAACCCCGAUCGACAGGAAACAAUGACAGCUUUAGUCAGUGCCAGGGAGGUCAUCAGAAGGAGCAAAGACUUGUCCCGCAUGGGAAGGGUUGACUUUAUGGAUACGUUACUAGACAUCCAGACCUGCCUAGCUCUGAUGGAACGUCUUGCUGGAACAUCUGGUAUUCGAAACGCUUUCGAGGGUAUAUCCGAAAAGGUCAUUCGGCAUAUCAUGGCCACAUCAAGAGGAUCAGACUCGUCAUCGAGGCCUGUACGGUCACCAAUGAAUAAUCUAGCAGCGUUCUUGGUACAACCUCUGGGUGAAAAGAGUGCAGAAGAGUGGGAUGAGAAAGUUGCGGGGGUCCUACGACUCCUGCCAUGA